CAUCAAGAUCUAUCGUUGACUGUAUGGCAAUCAGCCCCCAUUAUCUGUGCUUCAAAUGCAGUGAAGGAUGCUUUGAAUUGGUGUGCAGUGAAAACUUUCGCAGCACAGAGGAAUCUGACUCUCGCCACUUAUGAUGCCACUCAUGAAUUCAAGAAUCAACCAAUACAUGACACCACCCUGAAUGAUUGGCUCUUGAACCUCGCAUCAGAUUCUCAAACAGCAUACACUAUUGGCCGUCUACCAUUGCUGCCUCAGAUGCCAGUUUUGGUCUGUGAAAAUUUCGAUGUUGCUGGCAGUAUUGUAAAUGGUAGCGAGGGCACUGUACAGUCAGUAUGCUAUACCAUGAAUGACAAUGGGCAGCAUAUGGCUACAAGCUGUGUAGUCAGAAUAGAAGAUUCAUGUGCUGAUCCUUUCACUGAUCUUCCACCUCAUGACUGCGUGAUUUUGCCAAAAAAAGUGACCAUGAAAGUUUCCCACCCAUGCAGCGGCGAAAUGACUAGUGUAAGGCGAUCCCAACUUCCUUUGCUGCCAGCAUUUUGCAUUACUGACUACAAAUCUCAGGGGAGGACUCUACCCAAGGUUAUCAUUGAUUUAGAAAGUGCACGCUCGAUCCAGUCUGCUUAUGUAAUGCUUUCACGAGCUACAGCUCUUGAGAACUUGCUAAUUUUGCGCCCUUUCAACUCCAGAUGCAUUAUUUGUCACAUGAAUGGAGAUUUGCGCAAGGAAUUGUCCCGUCUACAACUGUUGGAAUGUGACACC
Messenger RNA from Cantharellus anzutake, 759 nucleotides. RefSeq lists its product as uncharacterized. The record is from RefSeq and is a predicted model, not a curated record. The transcript has a single exon. The annotation marks the transcript as partial. NCBI's taxonomy places the organism in Eukaryota, Fungi, Basidiomycota, Agaricomycetes, Cantharellales, Hydnaceae.